Messenger RNA from Scophthalmus maximus (turbot), 7046 nucleotides. RefSeq lists its product as uncharacterized. Gene Ontology annotation, biological process: negative regulation of DNA-templated transcription. Bases 547 to 4932 code for a protein of 1461 amino acids. The transcript has 7 exons. Lineage: Eukaryota; Metazoa; Chordata; Actinopteri; Pleuronectiformes; Scophthalmidae. The record is from RefSeq and is a predicted model, not a curated record.
GCAGCCCCUCAGAGCACGGCAGGCAGGCGGAAAGUAGCUGCAGUGGCCAGGCCAACCAAAAAAAUUCAACAACAAAAAAAAAUCUGUCCGAACCCCGUCCACCAAACUGUCCCGGGAAAGUUAGGUGUCACUACCAGGUAACGGAUGUGCAUGUUUUUCCUCCCGCUCGGUUCCGUGCGACCUGCUCCGCGGGCGCUUCGAGUCUUUUCGACAGGCAGCAGACGCAGACAGGCGCCAGUCCGCGUUGGACAGGAGGCGGAAGGAGCCUGUCCAUUGUGCCGCCGACAGAGAGAGACAAGCGCUCCGUACGCGCCGGCUGCGCGCUCCGAACGCGGCGGUUUCCGUCUGGCGACGUUCUCUUUCCCGCUGACACCUGGAGACCGAUGUGAUGUCCGAGAGAUUUGGCAGCUGCUCGGCGGAGCAGCAUCAUACGGGAGGACACCAUGUGAGUUAAUGGCAGCGAAGGAGUCGGGACUGUGCUUGACGAGGGAAGAGCCAACCUGUACUGUUGGAUGAGACUGAUGAGCUGUACACGCUGACAAUAGCAUGCCAACUGCAAAAGGUAAAGGUUGUUCAGGGUCCCUCCGCUACCGGCCUGCCUCGGAAUAUGACAAUGCCACCCUGGCCCAAAAGAGAGAAUACUGGAGAACCAAGAAACGAGAGCAGAGGGCCCGACUGUCGGAGCAGAGAGGGAAGCCAAUACAUGACAGUCGAGGGACAAAGCUCCUACAUUUAAAUACCCCAGCAGUAGGAAAUUCUGGUUUACCUGGCAACUUAGCUGCUCCCUCUUCUCCUGUGCAGAGUAAUGACAAGUCCUGCAAGACAGCCAAUGUCUCUCCUGCAUCUCGGAGUAGAAAUGUUUUGGGAGACAGUUCAUUUGAAGGCCCUGAAAACCAGAAGCAGAAGUGGUUCCACACAACGAACCCCGACAAGUUCUUGCCACAGUUCCCAGCGUCGUGUUCCGUCUCAGCCAAAGCUGCCGGGGGCAACGCAGCAACAGUGAAAUUCCGAACAGCAAGGGGUGCUGUGAACAGAGCUGUUACCUCACCCACACCUCGUAGUACCCAGCUGACCACCAGUUCCUCAGUGCCUCCAGUCAGAGUGACCAGACUUACCAAUGGCAGCUCCACCCAAACAACACCUCAGCCCCAUGGGUCUAUGCAGGGCACAUCAGUCCCCACAAUGCAACAAAAGGAGCGAGUUGUAUUGGACAGUCAGACCAAAUUCUCACCCACCAAUGUGGCGACGGGUAUGAUUCUUGCGUCUCCUCCCUGUGGCCCCGUCUCCAUUAAAAUCGAAGGGGAAGCAGUGAACACAACACCUCAAGGUGGAACAAAGAGUGCCUUCGUCACCACACAGAGGGCUAAAGGUGUUGGCAACUCACAUCCUUCCACGGAGUCAGAGGAGGAGAGAGCAGCCAGGCGCAGAGAGCACUGGCGGAUCAAAAAGCGGGAACAGCGAGCGAAGCUCGCAGCUCGUAUAGCUAAAGCCAGAGAGAGGAUACAGGGAGCAGAAAUGGUGGUACAGAGGCCAACGGCACAAAAAGCAGGACUCAUGGGUGCUACGCCACUUCAUCUUCCAUCUCAGUCGUUUUUGAAAGGAGCGAGCCAGGUGCAGUCUCUUACUCGGGCCAAAGCUACAUUCACAUCUGUCAAAAGGGAAAAGAAUAAACUGCAAAUUGGGGCAGCGAGUUUGACGACUGUCAACCUGCAGAUAAAAGUACAGAAUCCACAGGAGAACAGGGCAACACAGACAGCUGUCCCGCUGAGAAAGUUUCCAAGUUUUGUACAUAUUUCUAAUGUCACCCGAGGGAUUGCACGGUGUAAAACUCAGAGACAGAGGUUCAUUGAAGCCCAGAAGAAUUUCAUGAAUCAAAGAAACACAAGAUGUAAAUCCCCGCUGCUCGCUUCAGUCUUUGGUACAGGAAAUAUCCCCAGGAUCGACCCCAAUGACACACCUGAGCAGAUAUUAGCCAAACGGCGGGAAUACUGGCGGGUUAAAAAGCGCGAACAGCGAGCUAAGCUGUCAAUGGAGACGAAGGCUCGGACGAAGGAGAAAGACUCUCUGAUGCGAAGAGUGAAACGCUACCAAAAAAUCCUUGAGGAGAUGAGGAAGGCCAGAGCGCUGACACAAUCAGCAGGAAGCACUCUGACCCACGCCUCUGAGACCAUCGGAGGGUUCAUCAAAGAAGAUGGGACGGUGACCAUUAAAAUUCCCAAGGGUCCGACAGGUCACAACACAGCAGCACACCAAUUCAUAGAAGAACUUCAUGUAGGUUCCACUACGACCCCUUUUACACAACCUCAACAUCAGCCUAACCCUAAACGAAGAGGUAUUGCCCCCAUUAGAAUAAACCAGCCCCCUGCUCCACUCUGCCCAGCAAGGGUGAAAGUCUCCUUUCCUCUUUCUGGACAGUUGGUCAACAAGCCACCAAGACUACUGUCGGUCAGACCAAGGACUCAGCUAGAAAGCACAACUCUCUCUAAUUCCCACUCAUUGUCGGUCCAAGCUGUCAGUCAGCUCACACUCACUCAUCCUCAAACUCCUGAAGAUUCUGUUUCUGGAGGAUCAACUGCAGGGUCCGGCCUCGGUGGCUGUGUCAUGAAAAUGGCUGUUUCAAGUAGUGCAGCAUCUCUGUCGGCACUCUCUCUGGAUCCAGGGCUCACGGAGGAGGAGAGAAUGGCCAAGAAGAGGGAGUACUGGAGGAUAAAGAAACGUGAGCAGCGGGCAGCUCGUGCGACGCGACUGAAGCAGGGCGUCUUACAGGCAAGGGCCACUGCAGCCUUGCAGAGGAGGAAGGCCCAGAAGCAAGUAGCAGUAACCUCUGUACCACUGAGCAGAUGUCUCACUAAACUAACAGUAAAUGCACAGCUUCCUCCCGACAACAGUGUGCCUGUUACACCACAUGCAAAUGAGAUCAAACAAGAGACUGAGUCUGUGCCAGCAGCUGACCUAAAUUCACAACCGGAACAAGCCAUCUGUCCAGAUAUCAAACACCCAAAAUCCCCACCUCCAGCACCCCAGCCAGAGUCUGAUCCAGCUCUGAGUGCAGACAGCCAGGCUACCACUUUGCGAGCCGUGGCCUCCAUGAAGAAGCUCCUGGAAGAAUCACUUAGCACGGUGAGGGAGUGUAAAAGUGAGCCGCCCGACAUUAAAAUGGGGAGAGCGGAAGGGGCGUCGGAGCCAGAGAUGAAGCCAGAUUUACCUCAGCUCUUUUUUGAAAAGGAUGAAGCGGCUCCUCUGGCCGCUGACCUGACGCUGCAGAUAAAAAGCUGGCAGCCAGACACCGAGGCCUUGGUACACGCACGAUCGCCAAGCCCUCAUCUCCAAGACUUGCCGCAAGUUAGUGAGACACCUCCACCUGUUCCCUCCUCCAGUGAUGUAGUGCAGCUUCCCACCUGUGAGCACUCCUCCCAAACCCCUUCGAACUUCAUAUUAAACCCCUCAAUGGAAGUCGCCGAUGGUCCAUCUUCACCGCGCAGGACGCGGAGGCUCUGCACCCAAAAAGUGGGCCCUCAGAAUCGCCGCUCCCCAGAGCCACCAAAGCUACGACAGCUACCCGCGGAUCGGCUACAACCACAGCAACAGCACGUUGAAGAACAGUGUCAGGCACAGGAACAAUGCCAAAACAGCAGGUCACCAUCGGCACAAAGGUAUUGCAGUGUGGGGACUGUGCAGGGCGGCUUGACCAGCCUGCAGCAGAAGAGGGAGUACUGGAAGCUGAUGAAGCGGCAGCAACGGGCCCGGUUAAAGGUCAGGCAGAACAAGAGGCCGGGAGAACACAGCAGUCCGCUUUCCCCAUCAGACGUCCAGGCUCCAGGUCUAAAUCCUCAAGCAAAACCAACUCUCAAACCAAAACCAUCAGUUGCUUCUCCGCGCGCGGUUUCCGGCAUCCCUGCUGUCCCGGUUGUUCGCCCGGCAACACGUCAAGCUGAACAGUCAGUGGACACACUCCAGGUCAAAUUGCCCAUCCCCAGUCUCUCCUAUUCCCCCAGAAGUGAGGAGAACAACAUGGACACCGAGCCUUCACAGAUCACGUCCGACUGUCUGGGAGCUCCUGAGAAUCCGGAACAAGUCGUGCCACGAAAGUGGACGUCCAGAAGCACAGAUGAAGACUCAGCCCCAUCGCUCCCUACUCUGAAGCCCCCAGACAACCCACUGUCCAGCAUCAACCUGCAGCCCAUUGAACCCCAUAGUCAAACUCCAGAUCUGAUCCCCGGUCCAAUGACGAUCCCUUGUUCUCGACUUCAGAGCCCCACACAUAUGAUAGAACCUCCCUCCAAGCUGGUACCAAUAAGCACCAUGGUUCCACCGAAGCCCAUCCCCGGCGAGUCGGAGGAGGACUUUCUGAGGAGGAAGCGGGAGUACUGGAGGAUAAAAAAGAAAGAGCAGAGAGCCCGGAAGGCCAUUCAGGACAAGGGACCUACCCCAAGGAGAGCUUCCAACGACUGGAGGCACAUCCUACCUGCACAGGACCCACCGACACAGUUAAGAGCCACGCAGGAUUGUGGUCCGUGGGUGAGCUCCUCUGACGAGUCGGAACAUCUAAUGAGAACUUCAGUGGACACUGACCCGGGAUCAUGUCCAUACUCAAAUUACACAGCGCCAAUAGAAGAUGACGCAGAGCUGCUGUUCGCUGACUACGACAGCAACAGUGGUGAGGAAGGGUCUAUAUCCGACACCGUGUGGAGGAGCCGCUACCUCAUGGACUACGAUCCGCUCAACCAGCUGCUGGUGUGCAUGGUGUGCGGGGAGCUGCAGUACUCCCACAGCCUGGAGGGCGUGAGGGCCCACAUCGACGACGCCCACCCCGACACGCUGACCCUGGAAGCCGGAGAGAGACAGCGAAUACUGGAGGCCUGGGACGAGCAGGUGUCCCGGCGGGAGCGCUUCUUCACCAGCCAACUCCAGCAGCACAGCGGUACAUCAUGACCUCGGAGAGAAGCCGUGUGGAGAGCGCAAGAAACAGGAAGUGAUCAACAGAGAACAUGACUGCAGGAGUCAACUGAAGACCACGAUCAGGAGAGAAACCCCACACUCACUUUGUGUUCUUUAUUUAUUGUCCUUUUCUUGUCAAAUCAAAGUGUUUACCUUCAUAUUAGUCUACUUCAAAGAGAAUGCUGUGCUCACCCGGACAGCAGCUUUACCUCAUUUUCCUACCAGGAUUGUAAUAUUUGUUCUCGAAAGUCAGUAUGGACAUUUUUAUACUGAAGCUGCCACAACUGAGAUUUUAUAACAAUGUUCAAUAUUAAAAGGAGAAGUCCAACAUUAUAGGGAACAUAAUCUCUGUGCUCAACUGGACUAAAUGCAUCCUUUACCUUUCUCUGUAAUGGACAAGAUAAGAUUUACACGUUUUUUAUUUUCUUCGGUUCAUGCCCCACUUACUCAAAAUCCAGUAUAUUAUUUCAGUGUUUUCCACAGACUUCAAGUUCAAUCUGAUGGACUCUAUAAAAGUUCUAUCUGUGUGCAUAACUUUGCUUUUGGGUAGUGUUCUCUGUUCAAACCCCAGAGGGAAAUUCAAUAAAAAAAGCUGGAUUUUCUUAGUUAUUUGCAAAUUCAUUCAGAUAGUUUUGAAAUUCAUCAGAGGUCUGUCUGUGCUUGAUGUUUUACUUAAGCCAAACACUUGACUAAAUCCAUCAUUUACACAACUGUGCUACCAGUGUGCUGACUCGGACAGUGUUGGGUAAUGGGCCGGUGCAGCAACAAAAAUAUUAGAUUUAAACAUCCAGGACUCCAGGGCAGGUAUUUUUCUGAAACUGUGAGAUAAUAAAAGAACCUAUGUAAAAAAGAAAAACACACUGUGGCAUAAGUACAGGUUAAAAGUAAAAUUGUAAUUUUUAACCCCUUAAGGUUAACAUGCAUUAUGUGAUCCCCUGAGAAUUCAGCUUGAAGUGCUGUGUUUUAUCAUUUAUGAAUUUGACUUUGAGGAAGAUUAUGUCAUAUUUUUCUUCCAAAAUUUACAUGGACUUGUUCUACAUUCCGACCAAUGAACAGUCAUAGGUUUAGUGACCCGUGAAAUGCAAAAUGGAUAUAAAAUAGCUUUCAAAUAGAAUCAAUACACAUCACAUUGUUGGACAGCUGAAAGAAAAUGGAUGAAAGAGAUGCAGUGUCAGGUUUGGAAGGAUGUGUUAAUAGCUGUUGUCAGAUCAUAUCAGAGCUUUUAUCAAUAGCUAUAGAUAUCGACUGUGGAUUAUUCAGUAAAAUUUAGAAUAAAACCCUGUGUCGCCAGCUAUCUGGAAAAAAAAAGGUGUCUACGCACACAGCACAAGAGUUAAACACUUUGUACUAUAGUAUAGUUCUAAGAGCUUUUUUCCUGCUCUACUGGCAGGUGGGGUUCAGGUGUGCGAGUGCUCUGGACACUAGUUAGUUUUUUAAUUGUUGCAUGGGCGUCUGGAACUGCUCCACAGGUUUUUGUAUGUGGCAGCCUACAGCUCCAACCUUAAACUUUACACAUUCUUUUUUGACGACUUUUUGUAUUUAGACACAUUCUUUUUUCUUUCUUUUUUUUUUUACAGUGAGUCGCCUGCUGUUCAUAUCAGCUUGUGUAAAGUCCUCUGCAGUGUAAAUACACAAAAUACUCAAAUGAUUGAGGUGUUUUCUUUUGACUUUGUGCAACUUUAUUUAUUAUUUAUUGAAUCCUCCUAUACGACUGAUUAUUGAUGAUGCAUUAUUCAUUACCCAUAGAUAGUUCCACGGUAGACAAAAGUAUCUCAUUUUGUGAGUAUUGAGGAUCGAGAGGCGUCCCUGCAUGAGUAGUAAAUGGAUGAAGAGUUGUAUACCAGAGAUGAGCUCUGGAAAUCAUUCCCCAUUAUUUUUUGUAUUAGAGUUAAAAAAAAAAAAAUGCUGGAAAAAAAAGAAGUUCUGUUUGAGCACAAAGGCUGUUGAGGUGAGUCCGGCUUCGAGAAGCUGCCGCCUGCACAGCCACAACACUGUAAACGGCUGGAAGUGACCAAGCUAGUUGACCUUGUGAGAAUGUAAUCCUGACUUGUUUACCAGUUCAAAGGGAAUGUUCAAAUGCCUUUUAAGUAAUAAACCUUUUCUACCUU